This is a messenger RNA of Ilex paraguariensis (yerba mate), 7436 nucleotides long. The record is from the annotation of a GenBank genome assembly. NCBI's taxonomy places the organism in Eukaryota, Viridiplantae, Streptophyta, Magnoliopsida, Aquifoliales, Aquifoliaceae.
AUGAUCCAUGGAGAAGGCGGCAAUGUAGAAGUAAUUGCUGACAUAGAUGUUGACUCUGUAGGAUCUGCUUCUGUUGCAUUUAGUUUCUUUUUGAAACGGGCACCUUUCUAUGUGCUAUUUCCAGCUUUUGUAAACACUGGUGGCACGCACUUGUUAGAGCACUCAAAAUUCCAAAAUUUGCUUAUAUGUAAACUCUCUGAAGGGACAACUGAUCAAUUUGUUUCCUCUUUUAGAAUUGUGCUCUUUUGGAUCCAUCAGAUACAAUCAUCUUAUAGAAGCAAGCCAUUGGACAAACUUGAACAGAUUUCUGAAGUGUGCUUUAUUCUCAUACACCGCAUGCUGGCACAAUUAUUGGUUCAAAAAAAUGAUUCUGACUGUUUAGCAAUCAAUUCAACUGAAUGUGUUCAACAAGUGGCUGAAAUCGUUUUCCGCCAUCCAGUGUUGACAGCAUCCUUGGAAUGCCCUUUGCAGGGUAGUGAGAAAUUUGCAGAUGAAAUUUUUGGGCAAAGUGUGGAGAAGUUUCUUGCCAUAGCCAGUCAGGGAAUACACAGAAUGGAUCAUCAUGUCUUGAAUAUGUUAGCAAUAACUUCUGAUCACUUAUUUGCUUUAUGCAAUGGUCAAGAAUUUCUACGUCAAGUUGGCUGUGCAAAUAAACAGUUUGUAAAGGCAUAUAAAGUCCUUGAACAGAAGCUUUUUCUGAUAUUCAGGGACAGGUUUGAUCAGUGCAUAAAUGCUGAAGAUUUCAUGCCCCUUAUCCCAACAUUAGUUGCUUUGCAAACUUUGAUUCGCUUCAUAUCCCCCUUUAAGCUUCGUGAAUUAGUUCAAUGGAUGUUCGUUAAAGUUGAUCUCAAUGACUCCUCGGUUUGGGUAUCUUCCAAAAGUUCUGCUCUCUCCGUUGCAUUAUUUAUUACGGGUUGUGCUUUUGAUUUGCUAUCAGUAUAUUUGCGUCAGACAAAUACAAAACAAACAGCAUUCGAUUUUUUCUGGGGAAUAGAAGAGGAAAAUUUUGAUGUUACCUGGUUUGAGAGAGUUUACAAUCAAGUAUGUGAGAUUGCCACAUGUUAUGAACUGCAUGCUGCAGAUCUAUGUUUGCUGAAAGCUGUUAGUGUUGCAAGCACACGUAAUGUUAAGCAAAAUAGGAUUCUUCCACUAUGUAUGGCUAUGUCGAGGGUCAUAACAAACACUCCGUUGAAAUUGCUUUGUCAUUGCAUCCACAGGACAAGCAUGACUAAAUCCAAACUACUGUUCUCUCUUACUGAAAUGAGUUCCCUGCAUCUGUCUGUCUUUGGAAACUUAUNCAGGUUUGAUCAGUGCAUAAAUGCUGAAGAUUUCAUGCCCCUUAUCCCAACAUUAGUUGCUUUGCAAACUUUGAUUCGCUUCAUAUCCCCCUUUAAGCUUCGUGAAUUAGUUCAAUGGAUGUUCGUUAAAGUUGAUCUCAAUGACUCCUCGGUUUGGGUAUCUUCCAAAAGUUCUGCUCUCUCCGUUGCAUUAUUUAUUACGGGUUGUGCUUUUGAUUUGCUAUCAGUAUAUUUGCGUCAGACAAAUACAAAACAAACAGCAUUCGAUUUUUUCUGGGGAAUAGAAGAGGAAAAUUUUGAUGUUACCUGGUUUGAGAGAGUUUACAAUCAAGUAUGUGAGAUUGCCACAUGUUAUGAACUGCAUGCUGCAGAUCUAUGUUUGCUGAAAGCUGUUAGUGUUGCAAGCACACGUAAUGUUAGGCAAAAUAGGAUUCUUCCACUAUGUAUGGCUAUGUCGAGGGUCAUAACAAACACUCCGUUGAAAUUGCUUUGUCAUUGCAUCCACAGGACAAGCAUGACUAAAUCCAAACUACUGUUCUCUCUUACUGAAAUGAGUUCCCUGCAUCUGUCUGUCUUUGGAAACUUAUUUUCAGAUAUGAUCAAUAGAUCUUUGGUUCCCUCGAGCAAUCUGANUGUAGUUGAUGCUUCUGGUGACCUUUGUGAGUGGAAACCAUUGAAGAAUUUAUUGCUGUUCUCAGAGAGUGUAGCAAAACGACAAUCUUGUAGCAUUUCUUCAACUGAUAGGAAAUUGGUGGGAGCUGACAAUUCUUUUAUCCAUUCCCUUUGUGAAGUUAAGAGAGUUUUAAGGAGUGGGGAUGGUGAACGCCAAGGAUUGACUGAAAUAUCAACAGCAUUUUUGUUUUCAAUGCUAUGCACAACAGCUAUAGAGAUAAUAGAUAACUUCCCAUCUGUUAUAUCUAUUUCACAGCACUUACUUGGAGUUCCUUUUUCGCUAUUGCUCUCUGUAUUUUACCAUGAAGAAAGUCUUCUUAAUGGUAUCUUCAAGUCAUGGCCUGAAGUGUUUUUUGGUGCUGUGGAAGGGGCUUUAAAUAUGAUCCAUGGAGAAGGCGGCAAUGUAGAAGUAAUUGCUGACAUAGAUGUUGACUCUGUAGGAUCUGCUUCUGUUGCAUUUAGUUUCUUUUUGAAACGGGCACCUUUCUAUGUGCUAUUUCCAGCUUUUGUAAACACUGGUGGCACGCACUUGUUAGAGCACUCAAAAUUCCAAAAUUUGCUUAUAUGUAAACUCUCUGAAGGGACAACUGAUCAAUUUGUUUCCUCUUUUAGAAUUGUGCUCUUUUGGAUCCAUCAGAUACAAUCAUCUUAUAGAAGCAAGCCAUUGGACAAACUUGAACAGAUUUCUGAAGUGUGCUUUAUUCUCAUACACCGCAUGCUGGCACAAUUAUUGGUUCAAAAAAAUGAUUCUGACUGUUUAGCAAUCAAUUCAACUGAAUGUGUUCAACAAGUGGCCGAAAUCGUUUUCCGCCAUCCAGUGUUGACAGCAUCCUUGGAAUGCCCUUUGCAGGGUAGUGAGAAAUUUGCAGAUGAAAUUUUUGGGCAAAGUGUGGAGAAGUUUCUUGCCAUAGCCAGUCAGGGAAUACACAGAAUGGAUCAUCAUGUCUUGAAUAUGUUAGCAAUAACUUCUGAUCACUUAUUUGCUUUAUGCAAUGGUCAAGAAUUUCUACGUCAAGUUGGCUGUGCAAAUAAACAGUUUGUAAAGGCAUAUAAAGUCCUUGAACAGAAGCUUUUUCUGAUAUUCAGGGACAGGUUUGAUCAGUGCAUAAAUGCUGAAGAUUUCAUGCCCCUUAUCCCAACAUUAGUUGCUUUGCAAACUUUGAUUCGCUUCAUAUCCCCCUUUAAGCUUCGUGAAUUAGUUCAAUGGAUGUUCGUUAAAGUUGAUCUCAAUGACUCCUCGGUUUGGGUAUCUUCCAAAAGUUCUGCUCUCUCCGUUGCAUUAUUUAUUACGGGUUGUGCUUUUGAUUUGCUAUCAGUAUAUUUGCGUCAGACAAAUACAAAACAAACAGCAUUCGAUUUUUUCUGGGGAAUAGAAGAGGAAAAUUUUGAUGUUACCUGGUUUGAGAGAGUUUACAAUCAAGUAUGUGAGAUUGCCACAUGUUAUGAACUGCAUGCUGCAGAUCUAUGUUUGCUGAAAGCUGUUAGUGUUGCAAGCACACGUAAUGUUAAGCAAAAUAGGAUUCUUCCACUAUGUAUGGCUAUGUCGAGGGUCAUAACAAACACUCCGUUGAAAUUGCUUUGUCAUUGCAUCCACAGGACAAGCAUGACUAAAUCCAAACUACUGUUCUCUCUUACUGAAAUGAGUUCCCUGCAUCUGUCUGUCUUUGGAAACUUAUUUUCAGAUAUGAUCAAUAGAUCUUUGGUUCCCUCGAGCAAUCUGGUGCAAGAAAAAUGUAGUCAUACUCCUUUAGAUGAGGACUUUAUUAUGCUUCUGCCUAUUGCUUUGUCCUACUUAAAAUCAACUUCUUUGAAAUUUGGGAAGCAGUUCUGCAAACACUUGAGAGACAUACCUUUUUCCUACUGGAGGAUCCUCUCAUGUAGUUUUUCUCAAUGGAAGAGCUAUGUUUCUGGGGACAUUUUUCAAGUAGAGUGUUGUGAAUUCUUGCCUUCGUCUGUAGAGGAACUUCUCAAUCUUGUCCAUGACAGUCUUUUGGGGAAAGCAAUUCUGAUGCUGCAGUACUUUUUUUCUGUAAGCGGGUGUUCUGUGAAACUCAAGAAGCGGUUGAGGCUAUUUGAUUGUGUUUGUCCAUGUUCUGGUGCAAAUGACGAUUUGCUGGACUGCAAUUCUAGUGAAAUUGAUGUUUAUUCACUUGUUCAGUUUCUAAACCUAAUAGUUAGAACUGUUGCAAAAAUACAGUUUUGUAGACUGCUGUUAUUUCCCUAUGAUAGUGAGAUUGACUUUUUGCCAAAGGAAGGAGAUAGGGAUACGAAGGAGAUUCCUUUGGAAGUGGGAUCCAAAAAAGAGUACUUGUCAAGAAUCGGAUUUAUAAGCAUAUUGGUGAGCACAUGGCAAGUGAUUGUCAAGAAAUUUCCUUCAAACUCCGACAACUCCAGUGAUGUAGGGGACACAAAAUCUUCCUUGUUCAGAUUUUUGGAAGUCUUUCUGUUGAGAAAUAUUCUGGAAUUAACGGCAAAUAUGCGUGACUGUCUUGUGAAAUUGCAUUCUCUCCCCUGCAUAGAACAACUUGCACAGUCUACUUUUCUUUACAGAUUUGAGGACCAUGCAACACUGGAGGUUCUCCGAAGUGUACUGGCGUUGCUAUCUGAAGGGAAAUUCUCUCUUUCUGUAGUUCUUCAGCUGCUUCUUGCCCACUCUCAGUUUGCACCUACUAUUUCUUCUGCCUUGAAAUCAUCCGGUUUUUCUCAAAGUGGUGUGAUUUUUAGGCCUAUGUCCAGCUUUCUAAGAGCACUUAUUCUUCCUGAUACUGAGCAAAAUGACCAUGAUGGAAAGAAUCUUCUGCAAAGAUCUGAGCUGUAUAGGAAACAGUUGGAACUUGUGAAGUUGCUUAGGAUACUCUUUCGGUUCAAAGCUCGGCAGUGUGGUUUUGAUUCUGAAAAGGAAAUCGGAAUAAAUUCUAGGGAAUUGCUUUUCUUGCUUUUGUCAUCGUAUAGUGCGACUCUUGGUGAGCUUGACUUGGAAAUAUACAAUCUUAUGCAUGAAAUUGAGAUUGCUGAUGAAUCAAACUCUGGUAGUAUUGAUGAAAUGGAUUUCCUUUGGGGAAGUGCUGCUAUAAACAUUAGAAAGGAACGGGAAAAAGAGCAAGAUAUGUCUUGUGAUAAAAUUAAUGAUAUUGAAGCAGCCAAAGAAUGCCGAAGAAGUCAAUUUAGAGAAAAUCUUCCCAUUAACCCGAAAUUGUGUGCAUAUACAGUGCUUUGUUUUCCUUAUUAUAGAACCGUUGGUGAGGGAAUUUUAUCCUCGAACAAGCUUCACCAAGAUAAUUCUGAGCACAUGGUUGAGGCACGUUCUGCUACUGCAAGUUCUGCAAAUGUUGAGAAGAUACAAAUAUAUGAUCCUGUUUUCAUCUUGCGCUUGUCGAUUCAUAGUCUGUCAAUGGGUUACAUUGACCCGAUGGAGUUUGCUAGUUUAGGAUUGCUAGCUGUUGCAUUUGUUAGCAUAUCUUCACCUGAUGACGAGAUGAGGAAAAUGGGUUAUGAGGCUGUUGGAAGAUUUAAGACUGCGCUAGAGAAGUGGCAAAAGAGGAAGGAUGUAAUUCGACUUCGGCUUUUGUUGACAUAUUUGCAAAAUGGUAUUGAAGAGCCAUGGCAGAGGAUUCCUUCCAUAAUUGCUAUAUUUGUUGCAGAGGCUUCUCUGAUUUUGUUGGAUCCUUCGCAUGAACAUUAUUCAUCCAUAAGUAAACUUCUGAUGUGCUCACCGAAGUCAAAUAUGAAGUCUAUACCAUUAUUCCAAGAUUUUUUCUGGAGUAGCUCUGUUAAUUUCAAAACGGACAGAACCGUUGGUGAGGGAAUUUUAUCCUCGAACAAGCUUCACCAAGAUAAUUCUGAGCACAUGGUUGAGGCACGUUCUGCUACUGCAAGUUCUGCAAAUGUUGAGAAGAUACAAAUAUAUGAUCCUGUUUUCAUCUUGCGCUUGAACUCCAUUCUUGAGGUUGCCUUGAGUUUCUAUGCUUCGCCUCUUUCAGAUAAUGAGUCAAAGGAAUUGAUUCUUCAGCUGUACCAAGAUCAGAGGAUGUACUCUUUGACUCAGUUAACCAUGCUGCUGGAGGUAGUCAAUGAUGUUAUAUCUUUUAGAAAUGGUGAUGAGUGGUUUCAAACAUUUGCCCUUGAGCAGCUUGCUGAACUUUCAUCUCAUCUAUACAAAAUUUUAGUUGGCGACAUCAAGGUGAUAAAAGACAAUGUUCCCAUAAUUAAUUCAAUCCUUCAAGUACUGACGUCAACAUUGAGAAUAUCACAAAAGAGGACUGUAUAUCAGCCACAUUUUACCCUGUCAGUUGAAGGUUUGUUUGAAAUAUGUGAAGCGGUUAAUGCAUGUGGUAGUGGAAGGUAUUGUCCCACUAUGGAAUUUGGACUUGAAGCUGUACUUAUGAGCUCUCCUCCUGUGGAUAUUUUCUGCAUGGAUCGAGAAAAGCUUCUAAAGUUUGUUACAUGGGCAAUUUCAAGUGCUGUACAAUCAACCUCAACAAAAAGGCUUCAGGCCAAAGGAUCUUAUCAAAAUUUUACAAUUUUCUUGGAGGAAAAAGAAUCUGAAGAUUCUUUUGUAUCAAAGCUUUUACGUUGGCUAACUGCUUCAAUAAUCCGUGGAAGGCUUUCAAAAGAAUUGAAUAUGUAUGACUCCAGUAGUCUUUUUGCAAGAUCAAACCUGCAGACGUUGCAAUCUUUACUUGAACACAAUGGGAAAGGAUGUCGCGAAAACAAGUCUUGGUUUGACUCUGAAGAUAUAUUAGCUGCUGCAGUUUUUUACCUCCAACAGUAUAUUGGCAUGAACUGCCGAGUGCUUCCUUCUGCUGUUUCUGCACUUAGUCUCCUACUUUUUCCAGCUACCUCCCUUUCAGGUCCACUCUAUCUUAUGGUCUUAUGGACAAUUAAUUUAUUUUGGUGAUAUACACAAGAGCCACACGUAGUCCAAGCAAUUAAUUUGAUUUUACUUUUAUGUAGUUUUUUCUGGUUCAAAAUGACAUUGAAUUUCUCUUAUAUGGAGACAUUGCUUUGUUAUUGUUUCUACAACAUAGUCAAUUUUUUACCUUACUAAUGAAAUGGCUAAUUAUCGCAUAACACUUUCAUCAUUACACAUUUGUUUUGCGCUGUCCCCACCUUAAAGGGAUGCCCUGCUUGCACAAAGGAAAAAAGUGCUUGUUCUGCCUCUGGAUAUUGGGAACCCUUGGAGGCCAAGUCAAGUUGAAAGUCAAUUUAGAAUAAUGGAAAAUUAAUUUGAGAAUCGUGAGUGUCACUUUUGUCUAUGGAUCUUUAUUUCUUGAAGCCUAAAGGUAUUACUCUCUUUUUAGAUAUUAUAUAGUAACUAUAUAUUCAAAAAUAUGAUUCGAAGGCCAGUCUUUUCCUGUUGGAUUUUUUUUGACUUUUCAACUUCUUGUGAAUUGUAAGCAAUCAAUGUCAAAGCCUUUAGGUAUUUCUCUCAUUCUUUGACUUUUCAACUUCUUGGGGAUCUUAAGC